Molecule: messenger RNA, 1170 nt
Organism: Sclerotinia trifoliorum
Lineage: Eukaryota; Fungi; Ascomycota; Leotiomycetes; Helotiales; Sclerotiniaceae
Source: the annotation of a GenBank genome assembly
AUGGCGAUGGUAUAUUCACAAUUUAACCAUAUGGGAAACCCUAGGCUAAACAUGCAAGGUACUUUACAUCAACCUCCCCAUCGACGGACUUGCCUUUCUGAUCAUUCUCUUCUUCCUCGAUCUUAAGAGUCCGCGUACGCCGCUACUUGAAGGACUCAAAGCUAUUGACUGGGUGGGCUCGAUUUUGGUUAUCGGAGGCACGCUCAUGUUUCUUUUCGGUCUUGAAAAUGGCGGCGUUGCAGCAACCUCGGGCUCUGCCAAGGUUAUCUCCUUGCUCGUCUUCGGCCUGCUCACUUGGGUACUUUUCAUUUUUGGGAGGUGCAUUACGCCGAAUUCCCCGUCAUGCCUAUGAACUUACUCAGAAAUGUUACUAACGCCGCCACACUUUUCUGCGUUUUCAUUCAAGGUGUUGUUUCCAUCUCCACCUCAUACUAUCUCCAUCUCUACUUCUAGUCCAUACGUGGAUAUAUCCCUAUUCAAUCAGGUCUCUAUGUACUCCCUACCGCCCUAUCGCUUGCGGCUGGUAGUCUCUCUACCGGUUCGGUGGUCGCAAAGACCGGUUGGUAUAUGCCACCGAUCUGCUUCCGCCUAUUCAUGAUGACCCUUGGCUUCGGUUUCUUCAUCGACUUUGACGCCUACAGCAGUUGGGCAAAACUCUUUCUGUUCCAAAUCGUAGCUGGUCUAGGCGUCGGCCCCCUCUUCCAAGCUCCUAUAAUCAGUCUCCACGCGCACACCGAACCCCAUGACAUCGCGACCGCUACUUCAACCCUCGGGUUUAUCCGCCAGCUCGCGCAAGCCAUCUCCGUAGUAAUAGGCCAAGCCGUCUAUCAAAAUGAAAAAGCCAAAAAAUACCCCUCUCUCGUCGCCUCGGGUAUCUCUCCCUCUCUGGCAAAACUCAUCUCCUCCGGUGAUGCCGGUGCCGAUAUCCAAAUCAUUAAUAUCCCUCCCCCAGACCAACGCACCGCCGUCCGUGUCGCGCUCGCGGAUUCCCUCAAGCCAAUGUGGCUUAUGUACACGUGUAUCACUGCCGCCGGGCUACUCGCCUCAUUCCUCAUUAGACGGAAGGUUUUGACUCAUGCGCUUGUGGAAACUAGGACAGGUUUAGAAGCUGAACGUGAAAAUGCUGAAGCUCGACUUUGGGAGCGAGAAAUGAGAAAGAGGAAGUCUUGA